Messenger RNA from Henningerozyma blattae CBS 6284, 3465 nucleotides. RefSeq names its product galactose-responsive transcription factor GAL4 (gene GAL4). Gene Ontology annotation, molecular function: RNA polymerase II cis-regulatory region sequence-specific DNA binding; DNA-binding transcription factor activity, RNA polymerase II-specific; zinc ion binding. The coding region runs from base 1 to 3465 and encodes 1154 amino acids. Lineage: Eukaryota; Fungi; Ascomycota; Saccharomycetes; Saccharomycetales; Saccharomycetaceae. The transcript has a single exon. Gene Ontology annotation, cellular component: nucleus. The record is from RefSeq and is a predicted model, not a curated record. Gene Ontology annotation, biological process: positive regulation of transcription from RNA polymerase II promoter by galactose; DNA-templated transcription.
AUGAGCAUUGUCACAUUGAUGAAAGAUACAAGUUUACUCAAUGACCAAGCUUGCGACUCAUGCCGUCUCAAGAAGUUAAAAUGUUCCAAAGAGAAACCAAAAUGUGCCAAAUGUCUAAAAAAUAUCUGGGAAUGCUGCUAUUCUCCAAGGGCUAAAAGAUCUCCAUUAACAAGGAAUCAUUUAACUAAAGUAGAGAAUAGAUUGAGUAUUCUAGAGUUGUUGUUUAGGGAAAUAUUUCCUCAAACUGAUAUUGAAAAAAUUUUAAAGUUAGAUUCAAUAUCUAAAAUGAGUGAUCUAUUGAAACGAUCAGUAAGAAUCCAGUUACUGAAGGAGCUACAAUCUACUAACCCAACAGCCCUAUUGCAUAAUACUUCAUCCCCAAUAUUAAAGACUAAUUUAUUGGAGACGAUAACUAAUUAUGAGAUUAUUAAUGAAAUCUCACCACAAUCAUCUCAUCACUCAACCCCUUCACCUUCUUUUUCAUCUUCCUCAAGCCGACAUAUAACUUUACAACACAUGCAGCCUUCAAUUACCAAAUCUGCACGACCUGGGUCAGUAUCAAAAACAAAAAUAAAAUUAGAAAAAAUUAUCAAGGAUAAGUAUUCAAUACCACAAUCAUCAUUACCCAAUGAUGCGUUUUUAGGGUUUGAUUGGUCAGAAGAAGAAGAUUUAUCGACUAAAGAAGAUGGGAUGGGAUUUUUGAAUGUUGAUCCAAACAAUAGGGGAUACUAUGGUGCUUUCUCCAUAAGUAAUCUCUUAAAGAGAUUUGGUCUGAUAAAUGAUAUUUUCACCACGGAGAUCGUAAGGAAUUCAAAUGUUAUAACUGAUCCGUAUUCAUUAAGUUCAAGAAAUGUUACUGCCGGAUAUAUGGAUUCAUUUUUCAAAAAUUUCCAUCCAUAUUUCCCUGUAAUUCAUAAACAAACUAUGUAUAAGAUUUAUAACAAUGAACUAGAAUCUAAUUCGAAAUAUCAAUGGCAAUUAUUAUUCAAUACAGUUUUAGCUAUUGGUGCAUAUUGUACUAAUGGUACAUUAUCCGACGUGGAUUGGUUUUAUUAUCAAAAUGCAAAGUCUCAUUUAACAAAAAAAAUAUUUGAAUCUGCAUCAUUAUCCCUUGUUAUAUCAUUAUAUUUACUUUCUCAUUACACAUCAUGGAGAAAUAAACCAAAUACUGCAUACCUAUAUCAUGGUCAUUCAAUGAGAAUGGCAAUAAGUUUAGGCCUUUAUAAAGAUCUACCUUCUAACAUCAAGGAUCCAGUAAUUAGAGAGCAAAGACGAAGAAUUUGGUCUUGUUUAUAUUCAAGGGAAUUUGAGUUUUCUUUAAUUUAUGAUAGGCCAAUACAAUUUGUCGGCUAUUCUUCUACUUUUAGUUCUAAGAAUAACGAAAUUUCCAUAGCUAUCCCUUCAUCAAUGGAUGAUAAUCAGAAACAUACCACUAAUCCCUCAAUCUAUUUGAAUAUUAUAGAAUUACAGCGCCUUAACCAAUUAUAUAUUGAUUGCUUCUUAAAUGAUUCAAUCAAAUAUUCCGAUGAUUUGCAUACAACAAUACCGUCAUCUUCAUUGACUACUUCUACUUCUUCACUAACAAGUGAUCAUAAUUCUUCAUCACCAAACUCUACCAUUUCAGCUAAUUCUUCAAUACAAAAUCAAAAUACCAAAAAUAAAAAGUCAAAUUUGAAUGUUAUUAAAUGUUAUAAAUUUAUUAAAGACUUAGAUACACUAUUAAAACAAAAACCAAAAUAUUUACAGAAUGAUAUUUCUUCUAAUGCAUUGGUUAAUUACUUGCAUGAAUACCCAUGGCUGUCAUUUACAAGAUACUUUUUAAAAUGGAAAAAGGAGUACUUAAUUAUACACAUUAUUAGAAAAUAUUUCAUUACAAAUAAUUACACUGCUGACAAAAAAGAUUUUAGUUUUGAAGUUGAUAGAUUAAGCUCAAUUCUACUGGAAAAUUCUCAAAACACAAUCAUGUCUGUCUCAAAUUUUAUAAAUAACCACGAUCUAACUCCAUUUAAUGCUUGGUAUUGUACGUUUUUCUUAUUUAACGCAUUAUUAAUUCCAUUAUCAAGUGUAAUUAGAUUGAAAAAAUCGACAACAAUUAUUCAUAAUUCGAACUCAUCUAAAAAUAUCAAAGCAAUUGAUGAAUUGAGCUUUGUAUCAGGUUACACCAAUCCAAACGAUUUAAAUCAAUAUAUGAACCAAAUUAUAGAAGGCUUAAAUAUUUUGAAGAGAAUCCAAGACUCAAAAAUGGUUAAUUGCGAUAAAUAUAUUCAAGUAAUAAAAUUUUUAGCUGAUCCUUUUAUAAAAGACAUUAAAGUUAUCAGGGAUUCUACCGAUCUCACAAAUUUUAAGCCAAAUUCCUCUAAUUAUUUAAAGAAGGAAAUGAACGAAUUGGAUAUUUCUAAUAUUAAUAUGGAACAUUCUUUUGCCAAUACAAUUCCUACCAACCCUCCAGUUGUUUCUAGAAACAAUGGACACAAUUAUUAUAACCAUUAUAAUUAUAUUACAGAGCAAAAUAAUAAUACCACGCUGGGAGAGAAUUUUGCUAUGGGAAACAGUGGACCCAUAAAUAUUAAUGGUAAAAUUAUUACAACCACUCCAAAUUUUGACUGUAGAAUAAAUAAUUCGCCGAGUAUAGAAACAUCUUCCAGCUUUAGUGAUUUAAUGAAGUUACUGUCAAGCUCGAAUGGAAACUUAACACCUCCACCACAAAUCCAAGCUCAAAUGCAAGCACAUCUUCAACAACAGUCCCAGCUAAAUAAAAAUCCUAAUAUAUCUCAGCAAUAUUCAACAAUAAUAACACAAUUACCUGUUAAAACAGGGUUAACAUCUACUCAAACAGCAUUACCUUCUUCAAUCCCGAAUUCAAACAUUGGACUCUCUCCAAUGUCUCAAUUUUUAUCACAAUCACAAACUAAUUCAAACGCAGUAACGAAUCCCGGAAUGACCAAUUUACCUAAUCAAAAUAUACCUAUCCAAAUAAAACCCAUAGAUAUCCCAUCUCCACAUUUUCCUAAACAAGCUGCUUUCAAUGCAGGUAAUUCUAUCAAUAUUCUGCCAAACUCAAACACUAAUCAUAUUUAUUCGAUCCCAAAUUCUCCAUCAGUCUUAGUUACAAAUGGAACUUCUUCAACUAAUUUUGUUAGUACAACUUCUACAGCGACAAACACAGCCGAAACAGAAGGCAUUAUAAAUGUUAACACAGCUAAACAAAAUACAGAUAAUCAAAAUACCGAACCCUCUAAGGCAAUCUUACCUAUUUGGGCUGAUCAGACUGCAUAUAGUACAUUUGGAAUUGCCCCAACAAUGUUUAAUACUACUACAAUGGAUGAUGUUUAUAAUUAUUUAUUUGAUGAUCAAGAGACUCCACCUAAUGCUAACAAUGCAGCUAAUCUUACAUCAACUUAUACGUCUCCCAAAAUUGCUCAGCCUAACACACCAGAGCAAGAGACCACGGAACCAGAUAAAUAA